Sander lucioperca (pikeperch) is the source of this 4217-nucleotide messenger RNA. It is a transcript of the gene mst1, whose product is annotated as macrophage stimulating 1. NCBI's taxonomy places the organism in Eukaryota, Metazoa, Chordata, Actinopteri, Perciformes, Percidae. The coding region runs from base 59 to 2362 and encodes 767 amino acids. Gene Ontology annotation, molecular function: signaling receptor binding; serine-type endopeptidase activity. The record is from RefSeq and is a predicted model, not a curated record. Gene Ontology annotation, biological process: proteolysis. The transcript is spliced from 18 exons.
UGAGUAAAGGGCUCAGUGUCCGCGUGUGGGAGGUUGUGUUCAAGUCAGUCAGUGUUGAAUGUUUUCUGCGUGGAUUUCUAACACCCUACUGAAGUUUUUUGAGGAUUAUUUUCUCAGGUCGACCUGUGACCAGAUGUUUAAUCCCCCAGAAGGACUUCAGAGCAGAGAUCUCAACCUGACUUCCAUCCAGUGUUAUAAAACUGUCUUUAUCGUCCACAGACCACAAACAAUGAAACUGUUGCUGCCCUUCAUUCUCCUGACGCUCGGACUGGCCACUGGCUACCGCAGUCCACUGAAUGACUUCCAGCGGUCAGAGGGCAGAGAGCUGGUUCCCACACCCUGGAACUCAGCUCGAGUGUUGAUGUUACCAGGCCUGAACCUGGAGGACUGUGCCACACGCUGCUCACAGUCUCUGGACUGCAGAGCGUUCAACUAUGAGACCCGUCCGACUGUCUCCUGUAAACAUCUGCCCUGGGUGGGUGACGGGAGCAACGCCGAGGUGAAGAGGAACGUCAACUGUGACCUUUAUGAGAAGAAGGUCUAUGUCAGAAAGUGCAUCGUGGGUAAAGGAGAAGACUACAGAGGGAAAGUCUUCACCACAAGAAGCGGGCUCAACUGCCAACAAUGGUGGUCCAAGUUUCCUCACGAUCACAGGUGGACUCCCACAGCUACCAACGGUCUGGAGCUGAACUACUGCAGGAAUCCAGAUGGGGAUCGAAUCGGUCCGUGGUGCUACACCACCGACCCUGAGCGCCGUUAUGAAAGCUGCAACAUCCCCCAGUGCAAAGAUGAGGUAUGUAUCACAUGUAAUGGAGAGGACUACAGAGGGCAAGUUGACCACACUGUGAGUGGAAAAGAGUGUCAGAGAUGGGACCAGCAGUACCCUCACCAACACAUCUACCAGCCUGAGAAGUAUCCUGAUAAGAGUUUAGAUGACAACUACUGCCGUAACCCUGACGCCUCUCCGGUGCCCUGGUGUUACACCACAGACACUGAGGUGGAGAGGGAGAACUGUGAGAUCAGCAAGUGCACUGAGGUGCGGGUCGAGAAACGCCAGCGCUCCAGCCAGCAACAGACCAACUGUUUCCGAGGCCGCGGGGAGGAUUACCGCGGUAAAGUCAACGAGACAACAUCAGGUAUCCCUUGUCAGCGGUGGGAUGCCCAACACCCUCAUGAGCAUCCCUUCUACCCAAACACAUACGAAUGCAAGGGUUUGGAGGAGAACUACUGUCGUAACCCAGAUGGGUCGGAGGCUCCCUGGUGCUUCACAUCGGUGCCAGAGAUGAGGACUGCUCUUUGCUUACAGAUCAAACGCUGUGCGGACGACAUAGAGGCUGAAGAUUGCUACCACGAAAAUGGAAAAAACUACAGAGGCAUGGUCCGCAAAACUCGUAAGGGGAUCACCUGCCAGAAAUGGAACGUCAACACACCUCACCAGACCAAGAGAAACCCAAGGACGCAUCCUGAGGCCAAUCUGACAGAGAACUACUGUCGUAACCCAGAUGGGGACCAGCACGGACCCUGGUGCUACACCACCGACCCCAAAACUGAGUUUGACUACUGUGCCAUCAAACAGUGUGCUGGAGAGAAAGUGUCAAUGACUGAACCAGUAGAGAAAGUGGAGUUCAGUGAGUGCGGGAAGAGAGAGGACCGCUUCCAGAGGUCGAGGUUGCGUAUCGUGAAUGGGAUUCCUGGGAACUCGCCGUGGACAGUGAGCCUCAGAGACAGGAGAGGCAACCAUUUCUGUGGAGGAUCCCUGGUUAACCCCAGAUGGGUGAUCAGCACCAAGCAGUGUUUCUCCUCCUGUUACGUUGACCUGCCUGGGUACUCGGCCAAGAUGGGAACACUGUAUCGUGAUCCACAAGAAGAAGAGCCUGGCGUGCAAACCAUCCCUCUGACCAAGAUCGUCUGCGGACCCUCAGAGUCUCAGCUAGUCAUGCUACAACUGGAACACCCGGCCCAGUUUAAUGAGCGUAUCUCUCAAAUCUGCCUCCCUCCUGAGCGCUACAUUGUAGCUGAGGGGACGACUUGUGAGAUCGCAGGAUGGGGUGAGACAAGAGGGACUGGAGAUGAGACUGUCCUCAACGUGGCCCACAUACCAGUUCUUAGUAACAAGGAAUGCAACAAAUACUUCAGAGGUCGUGUUCGUGAAAAUGAGAUGUGCACCAGCUCUUUCCAGGGCGGGGUGGGCGCCUGUGAGAGAGACUACGGCGGCCCUCUGGCGUGUCAGAACAGGGAUUGCUGGGUACUCGAGGGUGUGAUUAUCCCCAUGAGGCGCUGCGGACACCCGGGGCAGCCCAACAUCUUCAUCCGUGUCUCUGUCUACGUGGACUGGAUCAAGAAGGUCAUGGAGAUGGCUUAGAGACAGAGACUGCCCUCCAACAGGGACUGAUCAAAUCCACUGUCAAAGACCUCAAGACCAUUUAUUCACUUACCGUAUACAUUUCUUUCUUCUCAUAUAUCUUUUACAUUAAAACAUUUUAAAUAAUACGUUAAAAUGUAUAGUCAGAAGUUACAACGUUACUAUAUCAUAAAGAAGACUCAUUCAGACUCACACAUGGAGAAAAUGCAAAGACAGCACAGUAAUUUGUUACAGUAUAUCUGCAAUUAAUUUCUAUGUGCAUUUAUAUUUAGUGAAUCUUUUCAGCCAGAGUAACUAACUUUAGGUGCACCAGUGGGGGCAUUUAAACAAUAAGCAGAAAACAUUUACAUUCCCAAAACAUAAUCAUGUAUGCUGAGAUGCCAAACAAUGCAGAGAAGAUUUAUCAUUAAAAUGUAGUAAGUAUUAUUAAAAGUAAGUACAUUUCUACACAUUUUGGGCAACACUUUCCCCUCAGAGUCCCCCUCUUUAUUCAUUCAUAAGAAAUAGUCUAUGUAAACAUUUAAACUAUAAUGUAGGGGUAAGUAGAUAUAAAGACAUUUGUAAGUGGUAAAUAAUAACGAGCAGUAUUUGUCAACAAUUUUAACUCCUCCUUCUUCUUCAUGUUUGACAUGACUGACAUUUUUUACAUUAUUACAACUGUGUUUUUACUAUAUUUUCAUGCAUCAUGUACAGCAGCCAUCACUUAUGGGAGCCCACAGGAGGAGUCAUAGUUUUUCACAAAUACAAUAAUAAACACUGCUUAGACUCGCACUUGCACAGCAACUUUAUAGUGAAUUAUCAACCAUUUAUUAAAUGUGUAUAUACUGCUUAUAAAUGCUAAAUGUGUGGACUUAAAGUAAAGUGUUGUCAAUUUUUGUUAUUUAUUCACCCAAAAAAGAAUGCAGGGGCAAAAACUAAUUGUAGCAGAGGAGAAUAACUGAGAGUAAGUGACUCCCAAUAAGGUGUGUGUGUGUGUGUGUGUGUGUGUGUGUGUGUGUGUGUGUGUGUGUGUGUGUGUGUGUGUGUCUGUGUCUGUGUGUGUGUGUGUGUGUUAAGUUUCUAACAUCCCCUGGAAAUGCACCCUUUACUACAAAACUGUACGCCUCCCCUCCUCUCCCUGGCAUUGAAUGGAGCUCUGAAAUACCUUCUUUGCCCCCAGCCUCUAAAGAAAUCCCGCCUCUCCUCUGUCUUUUGAUGCCUGCCCCCACCUCUAAAGACAUGCCUUUGUGCCUUAUGCAGAACUGUAUGCGCUGCACAUUCUUUCUAUUUCUAUAGGAGGAUUUUUGUAACCCGGUCCUGAUGAGCCCACGGAAUUCAGCUUAAAUAAACCUCAAGAUCAGAGUCUGACCGAAUCUCAGAUACACCAGCCUGCAGAGGGCCACUGAACUCACACACACACACACACACACACACACACACACACACAAUUUCUCUCAUGCAAACCCUCCCCCCUCUCUCUCUGUCUUAUUCCCCAUUCUAGCUCUCUGUUUUUUGUUGCUUGGACAUUUUCAAACCAACAUUUUUUUUCAGAAGAUACUGACAUUUUAUCUUUUGCAGAACAAAUAGGACUGAAAUGUAAAAGAUGUUCCCUUUAGCUAAUGAUAGCAAUCAUCCUCCUGCUGCACACAGCGUUUGGAAAUAGCAGGUUGACAGUUAUGAUUUCAAUGUCAUUCUGCUCACUUUCAUUUAGUAAUAUUUAUAGUGGAUGACUAAUCUAAUUCACAUAUGACUAUGGGUUUUCACCAACUGUUAAAGCUUAAAGCUUCUGGGAAACCCAAAUAAAUUUGAAAUAAAUGCCACAGAAAUAUGCAAAUAGUUUCUUUGUUAUUUUGUUUUAUGCAUCUUAUGGUAAUGG